Sipha flava (yellow sugarcane aphid) is the source of this 958-nucleotide messenger RNA. RefSeq lists its product as uncharacterized. Gene Ontology annotation, molecular function: odorant binding. The transcript has 9 exons. The coding region runs from base 195 to 869 and encodes 224 amino acids. The record is from RefSeq and is a predicted model, not a curated record. Lineage: Eukaryota; Metazoa; Arthropoda; Insecta; Hemiptera; Aphididae.
UCUGCCGGUUCCGCGACACACAACGAAACACGUCGUGCCAUUGCUCCUUGUCUUUUCGGCUUCAGCUGCCAUUCCAGUCUGGUCCCUCAACCCGACACGAACACACGCGCUAAGUAUCGCACGCACAAGAAGUACACCGCCGUCGUCAUCCUGUAACAGUGUCCUGCAGCAGUAGAACAAAGGAAAACAGUAAAAUGUCCAUCGCCACAGCGGUCAAACUCGUAGCCGUAGUCGCGUUCGUCCUGCAGCAAAUCUCCGUGGGGCUUGCGUCCGAUCAUCACAGGCGCGGCAAAGAGCUGUUGGACACCGAGGACAGCGAUUUCUUUCGAUGCAAACAAGCCACUAGAAAGUCAUGCUGUGGCAAGGAAAACUCGUUAAAACGAUUUGGUGAUAAAGACAAAAAAGCGGCCGACGAAUGUUACGCAGAAGUAGCCGAAAAGUUUGCAAAGGUUUCAGUUGCACCAAAGCAAGACCUAUUUUCCAGCGAAGCCGUAAAGAUUACCAAGAAGAAGCAAUUCUGUCUUCACGAGUGCAUCGGCAAGAAAAACCAAUUGCUAUUGGAAGACGGUUCCCUGAAUAAAACUUUCAUUAACGAGUAUGCGAUGAAGAGCAUCUUCAAAGAACAAUGGCAGAAACAAGUAGGACAGAAAGCAUUGGACAAAUGUCUCGGAGAGACCUACAUUCCGUGGCCAGCAGAAGAAACAGAAAACAGAUGCAAUCCUGAAUACGUACAGUUUCAACACUGUCUGUGGCUGGAAUAUGAAUCGAACUGCCCGAACGAUCAACGUAAAGUCAGCAAAAAAAUGCGAGAAGACGCGAAACAGGUACAGGAUGCAAAAAUCUUCCACAAAUUAAUUAUUUACAAAUAAAUUAAGAUUUUUUUUUCAAUCCGGUUUAUUUCGGUAUUAAUAAUAUUAUGAUGAGUACAAAUUUAUCAAUCGAUUCAAUGAAAUAUUAA